Microthlaspi erraticum is the source of this 351-nucleotide messenger RNA. The record is from the annotation of a GenBank genome assembly. Lineage: Eukaryota; Viridiplantae; Streptophyta; Magnoliopsida; Brassicales; Brassicaceae.
AUGGGAACCCACGUUUUAUCUCGUAUUCUCUUCCUGGUUCUCUGCAUCUACUGCCUAAAAACCACUGUCGAUGGAGCCGGAGAAUGCGGGAGAAACCCUCCGGAUAGAGAAGCCAUAAAGCUAGCUCCUUGUGUGAUGGCUGCACAAGACAAGUCUGCUAAAGUGUCUGCAACUUGCUGUGUUCGAGUGAAACAAAUGGGCAAGAACCCAAAAUGUCUUUGCGCUGCCAUGCUCUCUUCUACAGCUAGGAGCUCUGGAGCAAAGCCAGAGAUCUCUAUGACCAUUCCUAAACGCUGCAACAUCGCUGAUCGUCCCAUCGGUUACAAAUGUGGAGCUUAUACUCUGCCUUGA